Messenger RNA from Coffea arabica (coffee), 2015 nucleotides. RefSeq names its product chaperone protein dnaJ 16. The record is from RefSeq and is a predicted model, not a curated record. NCBI's taxonomy places the organism in Eukaryota, Viridiplantae, Streptophyta, Magnoliopsida, Gentianales, Rubiaceae.
UUUCCCCUCCAUUUCCUCUGUCUCUCUAAAAACAGAAACAAAACAAAAAUUUCUCUCUCUUCCGUCCUUGUCUUUGAAAGCUCCAGCUGGGAACUUGGAAGCCAUUGUUAGGGUUUUCAAUAUUUUCCGCAAACUUUCCUCCGAAUUACAUAAUUUCCCGGAAAUCAUCCAAGUUUCCGGGAAAAUCCCAUCUCCUGAUUGAGAAGAUUCAAGAUUUUAUUGGAAAAUCAAAUCUUUUUGUGAAUCCUGUCUUGUUUCUAGCUGUUUUCUCGUUUCUUUUAUUUCGGGGAUAUAGCAAGAGGAGGAGAAUGCCGGGCCACAAAUGGAAGCCUGAGAAACCGGACCCGGCUAAGCAGGUGAGAAGAGACCCGUACGAGGUUUUAGGGGUCACGAGGAACUCUACAGAUCAAGAAAUCAAGAGCGCCUAUAGAAAAUUGGCUUUGAAGUACCAUCCUGACAAGAAUGCAAAUGAUCCUGAAGCAGCAGAUAUGUUCAAAGAGGCUACCUUUUCAUAUAAUAUUUUGUCUGAUCCAGAUAAACGACGACAAUAUGACACAGCUGGUUUUGAGGCUGUUGAAGCAGAAAGUCAGGAGCUGGAGCUGGAUCUUUCGAGUUUAGGAGCUGUAAAUACCAUGUUUGCUGCACUUUUCAGUAAACUUGGUGUCCCAAUAAAGACUACAGUGUCAGCCACAGUCUUGGAGGAGGCAUUAAAUGGUGUAGUAUCCAUCCGGCCGCUUCCUUUGGGACAAGCUUUGUGCAGAAAGGUUGAAAAGCAAUGUGCUCACUUCUAUUCUGUUACUUUAACAGAAAAGGAAGCACAGGCUGGGUUUGUUUGCAGAGUGCACUCAACAGAUAAAAGCAAGUUCAAGCUAUUGUACUUUGAUCAAGAAGAAAAUGGUGGAUUGAGCCUUGCCCUGCAGGAGGAUGGUGCAAAAACGGGGAAGGUUACAUCUGCUGGCAUGUUUUUUCUAGGUUUCCCUGUUUAUCGCAUGGAUCACUCAUGCAACUCGAUGGCAGCUGUAAAAGAUCCAGAUACUGCUUUUUUCAAGAAACUGGAUGGAUUUCAACCGUGUGAAGUAAAUGAAUUAAAAGCUGGCACACAUGUAUUUGCUGUUUAUGGUGAUAAUUUUUUUAAAAGUGCAAGCUACACCAUUGAAGCGCUUUGUGCUGCACCUUUCACAGAGGAGAAAGAAAAUCUUCGAGGGGUGGAAGCUCAAAUUUUGUCCAAAAGGGUGGAGCUCUCCAAGUUUGAAACGGAAUACCGGGAGGUACUAGCUCAGUUUACAGAGAUGACUAGUAGAUAUGCACAAGAAAUGCAAGCGAUCGAUGAGCUUCUUAAGCAGAGAAAUGAAAUACAUGCUUCAUAUACGGCUGCUCCCCCCAUGAAGCGGACUGGUAGUAGUCGAAGUAAGAGUCGGAAUGCUUCUAAGGACGUUAGUGAAGAUGGCCAUGUAAAAGACAAGAAGCCUUCGAGGGACCGAUCAAAGAAGAAGAAAUGGUUUAAUAUUCACUUAAAGGUGGAUAAAAGGAAGUCUUGCUGAUAGGGUGAGAAAUUGAACAUGUAGCUAUCUUCAUAUCUUAUUUCUACUCAAGCUCAUUGGUUUUUGAAGUCCAUGAAGAAACAUUUGGAGAUUUGGAUACAUUAUAUACCUGUGAGGUCAACUCUAUAUUCGCUAGUGAAACCUGCUGCGAGUGCUUCAGAGUUGCUCUGGAAAAUUGAGGUGUAGUUUCCUGCUUCAGAUCGUAUCCAGUGAUUGACAAAUUUCCAUGCUGUUAUGUUGCCAAAGAAUGUGGACACGUGAAGCAUGGCACCAUAUUGUAUUGUAAAAAUCUCUCUGUUUUUCCCCCCUCUUGUAAUUCUAUACUUUUGGAUAAUCCAUCAUGCCUGUAAAUUGCUCCAUAUAUUGAAAAUAUUUUUUCAUCAAAUUUGAUGAGCCUGGUGGUGGGGGGGUGUUGUUUGUGACAAGGCAAAAAGGGUAGAGCUAUAAUAAUAUAGCUGCUUCCAGUGUUGCGUU